AUGGCCAGGAGCGGCGUCGUUUCGUGGCGGAGGAGUUCGGAGAGGCUCGACGGCUUCGAUAUGGGGCCAAUGAACUCCGAAGAAGCUCACGUCCUCGCCGUCGAUGACAGCCUCGUCGACCGCAAGGUCAUUGAGCGCUUGCUUAGAAUUUCUUCUUGCAAAGUGACGGCUGUGGAUAGUGGAAGGAGAGCUCUGCAAUUCCUUGGCUUGGACGACGACAAGAGCUCCUCCGUCGGAUUCGAUGGCUUGAAGGUGGAUCUGAUUAUCACUGACUACUGUAUGCCUGGCAUGACCGGGUACGAAUUGCUCAAGAAAAUCAAGGAAUCUUCAGCUCUCAAAGAGAUUCCCGUUGUGAUUAUGUCAUCUGAGAACGUUCUGGCGCGCAUAGACAGGUGUUUGGAAGAAGGCGCAGAAGACUUCAUAGUGAAACCGGUGAAGUUAUCGGACGUGAAGAGGCUCAAGGACUACAUGACGAGAGAGGCCGGACUGGAAGAGAGUGGGAUGAACAAGAGAAAGCUACGCGAGCCUUGUGAUGUGCCUUCCUCACCACCGUCCAUUCUACCAUCGUCACCCUCGUCCUCCUUAUCGUCACCGUCAAAAUCUCCGUCCCCUCCUCUGUCAUCGUCGUUCUCGGCUCCCUCGUCGCCGACGUCGCUCGAUUCCCCAAUCCGACGGCUCAAAAUGACGAACACUGAUUAG
Messenger RNA from Prunus armeniaca (apricot), 699 nucleotides. NCBI's taxonomy places the organism in Eukaryota, Viridiplantae, Streptophyta, Magnoliopsida, Rosales, Rosaceae. The record is from the annotation of a GenBank genome assembly.